Molecule: messenger RNA, 3127 nt
Organism: Dunckerocampus dactyliophorus (ringed pipefish)
Lineage: Eukaryota; Metazoa; Chordata; Actinopteri; Syngnathiformes; Syngnathidae
Gene: kctd9a
Product: potassium channel tetramerization domain containing 9a
Exons: 11
Coding region: 339-1514 (391 amino acids)
Biological process (GO): protein homooligomerization
Molecular function (GO): protein binding
Source: RefSeq, a predicted model, not a curated record
AUCAGUGUUGCGUUAUUGACCGUUCAAUACUAGCGAGCGAGCUUCUUAUGCGGUACAAGCUAGCAGGCAGGCACACUGGUCAAAAUUGAGACCGAUUUACAAGUAACCAAAGAGCAAUAAUGAGACGAGUUACGUUAUUUGUUAACGGUACGUCUAAAAAUGGCAAGGUGGGUAAAUAAGUCCGCAAAACCUGUUGUAAUGUAUUUAUUGGCUGCUAAAGUCAUUUGCUGUUCCGACGAAUUUUGAUUCCUUCAUACUGUAUCCUAAACGUAUCAGACUUUACAAGUACUACAGCUUAGUACAACCUGUAUCCUUGUGCAUUGCCCGUUUUUCUUGAAAUGUGUCUCAAGUUUGCAAAACACAAAUUGAUGUACAAUGUUUUCUAUAAUCAGGUUGUAGCAGUAUAUGGGGCCUUGUCUGACUUACUAUCUGUAGCCAGCAAUAAGUUGGGGAUAAAAGCCUCCUGUUUAUAUAAUGGAAAAGGAGGUCUCAUAGAUGACAUUGCCCUAAUCAGAGAUGAUGAUGUGUUGUAUGUCUCAGAAGGUGAUCCAUUUAUUGAUUGUCAGAGUGAAGUCAAAGUCUCAUCUGAUCAGCAAGGUGCUCACACCGACUGGUUGACCCUCAAUAUCGGUGGCCGUCUAUUCACCACGACCAGGAGCACGUUGGUCAGCAAAGAGCCAGAGAGCAUGCUUGCUCACAUGUUUCGAGAGAAAGAUGUGUGGGGGAACAAGCAAGAUGAACAUGGAGCCUACCUCAUUGACCGCAGUCCUGAAUACUUCGAGCCUAUUCUUAACUACUUGCGGCAUGGUCAACUCAUUAUCAAUGAGGGUGUAAAUAUACGAGGUGUUCUUGAGGAGGCUCGGUUCUUUGGAAUUGAGCAACUUGCCGAUCAGUUGGAAGUAGUCAUCAAGAACUCUCAGCCUCCUGAAGACCACUCUCCCAUUUCCCGCAAAGAGUUUGUUCGUUUUCUUUUGGCAACACCCACCAAGUCUGAGCUUCGUUGCCAGGGUCUUAAUUUCAGUGGUGCUGAUCUGUCCCGGCUCGAUUUGCGCUACAUCAAUUUCAAGAUGGCUAAUCUCAGUCGUUGCAAUCUGACACAUGCCAACCUGUGUUGUUCCAAUCUAGAGCGGGCUGAUCUAUCCGGAGCCAACCUGGAUGGUGCUAACUUACAAGGUGUGAAGAUGCUCUGCUCCAAUGCCGAGGGAGCUUCUCUCAAAGGAUGCAACUUUGAAGAUCCUUCUGGCCUGAAGGCUAAUUUAGAAGGAGCCAACCUGAAAGGAGUCGACAUGGAAGGAAGUCAAAUGACCGGCAUUAACCUGCGGGUGGCCACUCUGAAAAAUGCAAAGCUGAAGAACUGCAAUCUGCGGGGCGCCACUUUAGCUGGGACUGAUCUUGAGAACUGCGACCUGUCUGGUUGUGAUCUACAGGAGGCUAACCUGAGAGGGUCUAACGUGAAAGGAGCCAUUUUUGAAGAGAUGCUUACGCCGCUGCACAUGUCGCAGAGUGUCAGAUAACUUCACACUCUCAUGCAAGUCCCAUUAGCCACAGCUGGCUUCUCACUCCUCCCUCAACUGCCUAAAACUCCCCAAACUCCCUCCCUCCAGCUCUUUUGACCUGUUUUUAACACAGGUAUGCACUUCUCCAUUCCACCAAUGAUAUGUUAGCUUUAAAUAUCUCUCACUAUUUAUCCAGGGUUGUUUGUAUCUUUGGAUGCUAGGAUGUAUUUCAGUGUCUAUUGUUCAAAUACGUACAGUACAUCACAAAGCAAUUUUUUUCAGUUUUCAGUGUCUGGAUUGAAUCCAGUGGCUACAAUCAUCAGUAUUUAAUAUGUUAUACCUACAGAUAUGUGUAUGUUACUUCGUAUUAGUAGGAGUUAAAACCAGUCUAUGGCUGCAGUCUCGGAAUGCUUUUGCCGAACCAGUAUGAGUCUCUUACCAAUGGAUUUGUUGCCGUACUUUUCUCCUAAAGUAGCCUACUAUACCACACUAUAAAUGCAAGCCAAAGCCACAGGAUAGCACAAGCUAAAGAGUCAAAGUGUUGAACCUAUGCGAUUGGCCUAGACGUCAACACAGCUCGGAUAUGCAAUACUUUUCCUACACUCAAAAAGCUUAUUUAUGUUUGUGCGCUCUGGAUCUACCUCUUUUUUUUGUGUCAGUGAUCCAUUUGCAUGUAUUCAACUGUGGCACUGCAUACUAAAAUGUUGUAUGUCAGUCAUAUCUUAAGUUCUAAGAGACUCUUAAGAGACUAAUUCGUGUUGGUAUGGCAGAAGGUCACGUUCACAUGUUUGGUAUUAUUCUUGUAGUUAAUACUCUAUAUAUAAAAACUUAAUCAUGCUUGGAAUCUAUUUGCACAAGUAUACAUGUAUCUUUUCACCAAAAAACAUUGUAAAUCGUGUAAUCUUAUGUAUAUUGAAUCCAGUGCUUCCAAACGUUCUCCCAAAAAACAGUAUAUAGGAAGAGGACGGUGUAUCUUUGCAUGAGUGUACUUGUCUUUGACUGGCCAAGAACAUUUCGCUAUAGCUCAGUGCUGAUGCAAUACUAUUUACUCCAUUUAAUAGAAGGUACCCGACCUGUGAGCGUGAAUGAUGGUGUUUGUUUAUGUCACGAUGAGUGUGAAAAUCAAUGGAAGUGAUGCUGAUUAUUUAUUUGUGACUGGUAUAUGGCGCAAAAGUUGUUUGUUUUAUGCUUAGGACCGGGGGUAUGCUUCUCCUUGUCAACCAUUAUUGCACUUGACUGGAAAUAUAUUUCCAUUAACUGACUGUUAUAAAUAAACUCCUUUGAAGAACAGAUGCCUGUUUUUUAUGAUGCGAGUUUGUACAAAAAUUACUGGAAAAUAGCAAAGGAUUAAUAUUAUGUAACCAUACAAAAGCUUCUCAAGUGCCAAUUUGUCCAGUGUUAGUGGUCAAGACGACACUUACCAUUUUAUGUGCUCUAAAGGUCACUGGAAAUAUUGCUUAAUCCCACUUUGUGAGCCCCUGCAGUGAAAUGAUGGGCUAUUCUGGGAAAGCAAGCAGCAUAUAUACUUUGGAACAUACUCAGGGUUCACCAAAGAAGGCAGACAGUUCAGAAAGCAGCCGUCCUACAAAGAAGGUAAAAGAGACUUUGCUAAAUUUGAAAAUGUGUAAUUA